Molecule: messenger RNA, 552 nt
Organism: Guyanagaster necrorhizus
Lineage: Eukaryota; Fungi; Basidiomycota; Agaricomycetes; Agaricales; Physalacriaceae
Product: kinase-like protein
Exons: 8
Coding region: 1-552 (183 amino acids)
Biological process (GO): protein phosphorylation
Molecular function (GO): ATP binding; protein kinase activity
Source: RefSeq, a predicted model, not a curated record
AUGACGUCCAUUGGAAUUGUCUGUCUGUGGAUGGCAAACGGCACAUUGGUCGACUUCUUGAAGCACCGUCAGACGAAACUGGAAAACUCGGAGGAGCUUCGUCUCCGUCUUCUCAUUCAAGUAUGCUCUGGUUUGAUGUACCUCCAUUCGAAAAAUACCGUUCAUGGUGACUUACAUGGUGGAAAUGUCCUUGUAGAUUCCGAUGGAUGCGCCAGCCUAGCCGAUUUCGGUCUAUCAACUAUGUGGCGCCCUACGUUAGGCAGUCCCAGAGCUUGUAAUCUCACAGGGGGUGACGCACUGUGCCUUCAUCCAUGUGCGGACAUAUACUCCGCUGGCGACGUGCCGUAUUCAUAUUAUAUGAACAUCGUGUUCUCGGUGCAAUCAUUGCAGGUGAGAAAUCGAGACGUCCUACCAUCGAGGAGGCGAAUAUCUCGCAUGCACUAUGCACUUGCGUCACGCCUCCAAGCUGGGUUGAAAGAGGAACUACCCACGUCUGUUUCCAACUAUUACCUAUCUGUUCGGAUUGCUUCGGUUAGCCCCUCUGAUCUCUAG